AUGUCGCCAUCUACUCCCUCAUCGAGUACAAAAGAGCGGAAGAAAUAUAAUGAAUUAUUAAACUCAGUUAAACUUACAGAGAGAAUAUCUGAUAUAGAAAUUGAAGAAAAGCUUAAAAAAUUACGUAGAUUGAUAGUUUUAUACGGUAUACCAACAUCUACACCAAAUCUACGUCCUUUAGUUUGGAAGCUAUUACUAAAAGUACACGAUUUGGAUAGCCAUCAGUAUUUAAAGCUUGUCAGUAAGGGUAGAAGCAGCGUGGCUGAUAAGAUACGGAACGACGCCUCGCGUACACUAAAAUCAGACGUCGAGUUUCAACGUAUUGUUGGUGAAAGCAAGCUAAUUAGAUUACUCGACGCGUUUGCUUGGAGAACUGAAGAGAAAAGUGAUGGCGAAAGCCUCUAUGUACAGGGCAUGAACGUCUUAGCAGCGCCAUUCCUUUAUGUCCAACCAACAGAGUUAGAGGCAUUCAAUUGCUUCUCUAGGUUCAUCGAGCUCACCUGUCCUCUAUAUGUCCUACCUACCCUCGAAGGGGUGCACAGAGGCCUUCGAUUGGUCGAUAAGUGUCUCCAGAUCGUAGACAACAAAUUGUAUUCUCAUCUACGGAGACAUAAUCUCACUGCUGAAAUAUACGCCUUCCCUUGUUUGUGUAGAUUUCCUCUUACAAACACAUCUGACAAAUUCACAGCUGUACUAACUCUUAGCGCUUGUACUCCUCCUUUGGAUCAAGUGUUAUGUCUAUGGGACUUUUUGCUCGCAUUUGGUCCGCAUAUGAAUGUUUUAUGCGUCAUCGCUCAGGUCUUGCUUAUGCGCGAUGACCUCCUCUCAUCAAGCAGUCCGAUGAAGUUAUUAAGAAUGUUUCCACCUUUAGACGCACAACCUAUUAUAAGUAUUGCAGUCACCCUGGUUAGAGAUAUACCCGAGGAUGUAUACGAUGAUCUGGUUAGACAUUGUUUUGACCCACGGCAAGACUAUUAGGAAUGUAACUUGCAGGAAAUAUACCAGGACAAUGUAAAUUAUUCAAU
Molecule: messenger RNA, 1025 nt
Organism: Wallemia mellicola CBS 633.66
Lineage: Eukaryota; Fungi; Basidiomycota; Wallemiomycetes; Wallemiales; Wallemiaceae
Product: TBC-domain-containing protein
Exons: 3
Coding region: 1-978 (325 amino acids)
Biological process (GO): activation of GTPase activity
Molecular function (GO): GTPase activator activity
Source: RefSeq, a predicted model, not a curated record